This is a messenger RNA of Aspergillus fijiensis CBS 313.89, 1485 nucleotides long. RefSeq names its product 60S ribosomal protein uL10. The transcript has 3 exons. Gene Ontology annotation, biological process: ribosomal large subunit assembly; cytoplasmic translation; ribosome biogenesis. Gene Ontology annotation, cellular component: cytosolic large ribosomal subunit. Gene Ontology annotation, molecular function: large ribosomal subunit rRNA binding; structural constituent of ribosome. Bases 47 to 985 code for a protein of 312 amino acids. The record is from RefSeq and is a predicted model, not a curated record. Lineage: Eukaryota; Fungi; Ascomycota; Eurotiomycetes; Eurotiales; Aspergillaceae.
UUUUCCCUUGCCCUUAAACAGCCUUUCUUCAGCGAAAUAAGGAGAAAUGGGGGGCAAGUCUGCUACCAAGGCCGCUUACUUCGAGAAGCUCAAGGCCCUUCUCGAUGAGUACAAGACCGUCUUCAUUGUCGGUGUCGACAAUGUCAGCUCCCAGCAGAUGCACGAGAUCCGUGUCUCUCUGCGUGGUGAGGGUGUCGUCCUGAUGGGUAAGAACACCAUGGUCCGCCGUGCCAUCAAGGGCUUCGUCACCGACAACCCGGAGUACGAGCGCCUGCUCCCCUUCGUCAAGGGUAACGUCGGUUUCAUCUUCACCAACGGUGACCUCAAGUCCACCAAGGAGAAGAUCCUGGCCAACCGUGUCGCUGCUCCCGCUCGUGCCGGUGCCGUUGCCCCCGCUGAUGUCUGGAUUCCCGCUGGUAACACCGGUAUGGAACCCGGUAAGACCUCUUUCUUCCAGGCUCUCGGUGUCCCCACCAAGAUUGCUCGUGGUACCAUUGAAAUCACCACCGAUCUGAAGCUCGUUGAGGCUGGUGCCAAGGUCGGCCCCUCCGAGGCCACCCUGUUGAACAUGCUCAACAUCUCUCCCUUCACCUACGGUAUGACCAUUUCCCAGGUCUACGACCAGGGUCAGACCUUCGGUGCCGAGGUUCUCGACAUCGAGGAGUCCCAGCUCCUCGAUGCCUUCAGCGCUGCCAUCAAGACCAUCACCAGCAUCUCUUUGGCCGCUAACUUCCCCACCCUUCCCUCUGUCGUCCACUCCGUGGUCAACAGCUACAAGAAGGUUCUCGCUGUUGCCAUCGAGACUGAGAUCUCCUGGCCCGAGAUUGAGGAGCUCAAGGACCGUAUCGCCAACCCUGACGCUUACGCUUCUUCCGCUCCCGCUGCCGCCGCUGCCCCUGCUGGCGGUGAUGCCCCCGCUGCCGAGGCCCCUGCUGAGGAGGCUGAGGAGUCUGACGAGGACAUGGGCUUCGGUCUUUUCGACUAAGCGUCUCGCGUCUAGUUUGCACGUGACAUGCACACCAUGUUUUAGAUAUCUUUCUUGCCAGUCUUGACGAUUGGAUGAAUGAAAUGAUUUUCAUGGUCAUGAAUGUUGUGAUCCUUCUCUCAUCUACAUAAUGGAACGUAGUCUACGCUCCAUUAUAUGAUGAAUCAACAAAGGUGAGCUUUUUUUUUUUCGAAAUCUGUCUUUCAUGCACACUUUCCUUCGGUGGAUGAUGAUCCUUUUUAACUCGUAGCUACGGCUUUGAAGAUCAAAAACAGCAACAACUUACACUCUAAUUUUUUGCUGACACCUCUGUUACCCUUUCACUUUUUGUUACUCACGCUCUUGAGGCAACCUGAAGGCUAACAUCAAUUGAAAAUAGGUCUGCGUUGGUUCGUCGUAGGACGUAAAGCCAGCUUCUCGAUCCACACCUUGACUGAGUGUCUUGCCAAAGUCUAUGUGUAGGUUGAGUGAUGCGCUUGUAGAAGUUUAGGAAUAUUGGG